GUCAGCAGCGUGUCGUUACUGCCGCGCGUGUAAGUUAGGGCGCACCGCAGCAGCAGCAGCUCCUGCAGGAGCAAACACCAAAUAGUGAACACCAAAAGACAAUAACACUCCACCGUUGAAGAGCGAACUAUACGGUGCACGGAUAGGCCACGGUGAACUUUCUCUCUCCUGCCUUGCACGCUCAACCGAAGAGCGGAGAAGAGCAGCAGCCACGAGCUCCUGAUGCUCUCCUCCUCUUCGACGUCGUCGUCGUCGACACAAGUAUUCCUACCUACAUAGCUCGUACAAGUCGUACACCAACAUCAACAGUUUCUCUCACAUGUGCAAUCUAUAGUAAAUUGUAGUGUUAUUAUCGCGUAAUCACGUGCACACAUUACUGCUUAUAUAAAUAAGGAAGGUAACAAACACACUUAAGCAUCGUCUCUCGUCUCCGCUGCCUAUACAGCAUUCCAAAGUGCGUCGUGUGUGCAACUGUGUGCAGUGUGCUGAUCUCCAAAAUCGAAGACUCCAAAGGUGCAGCCUGAUUUGUCGACGUAUAAGAGGCGGGCGGGUGGGCUUCGCUGCGUUAAGCAACUUCUGCCCGAUCAAAAGCCCCGUUUGCGCGUCAUCGUCUCCUAGUGCGCGAAAUCACCAUAGCCUCGCUUGCUCUUCAGGUAGCUGCUAUCAUCGACGUGCAUAUGUAUAUAGCUGUGUGUGCGGUAACAUUAGGGCAUAUAGCUCUACUCGGAGAGCAGUCGGAGCGAAGCCAAAGUAGAGGCGCGCGCAGCUGAAGGAGUAGGUACUUGUUGUGCACCUAGGGUGUCUACUACGAGGAGAGCAUAGGCGGCGCGCGCAUAGAGCCAGACACGCAGGCAGCUGCUCCUCUGCGUGUAUAUAUAGGUACUCUGUAAUAGGUUCCUAUACGUUCCUAGUCGCGUGCUGUUGGUUACUGUACCUGAACCUAUCAUACAUAUACCUACAUCAGUUAUACGGGUAAGCAAGCAGUACUUACAUUACAUUGGACGAAGAGAGAGGGGAGCGGGACGCGCGUGGACGCAGCAACAGCAUCAUCAUCGGCAGGUCAACACCAUCAACAUACCGUACCACAGCCAUCACGAUCGGGCCCCGAUGGAGCUGCGAUUGCAUUCGCCCGCCGGGGCUGACCCUAUCGUCUACCAGUGGCCGCUCACGGCCGUUCACGAUCGUCACGAUGGGGCAAUAGAUGUGGUAGAAACAAUGAGAUGGGUUUGCGAAGAUUUACCAGACUUGAAGCUGCCCCUAGAAAACAACAUACUUCACAAUUAUGAUACACGGGACUAUGAGAGCAUGAAAAACUUGUGUGAUAGGUUCAACCGAGCCAUCGACAGCUUAGUACAAUUGGAAAAGGGCACUAGUUUACCAACCCAUAGGCUAAAUAAGAGGCCGAGUAGAGGUUUACUUAGACACAUACUGCAGCAAACGUACAAUCAGUCCGUUACCGAGCCCGACAAGCUCAAUCAGUAUGAACCUUUUUCACCAGAAGUAUACGGGGAGACGAGUUACGAAUUGGUUUGCCAGAUGAUCGAUCAAAUUGAUGUCACGGAGGACGAUGUUUUUGUAGACUUAGGUUCCGGCGUUGGCCAGGUAGUACUUCAAAUGGCUGCAUCGACUUUCUGUAAAAUUUGCAUUGGUGUAGAGAGGGCGGAAGUACCUUCGAAAUAUGCAGAGAGUAUGGAAGUCAAUUUUCGUAAAUGGCUAAACUGGUAUGGUAAGCGUUGUGGAGAAUACCGAUUGAUCAAAGGAGACUUCCUCACAGACCAGCACAGAGAAAGUAUUACGUCUGCGACAAUAGUUUUUGUUAAUAACUUUGCGUUUGGACCUACCGUCGAUCACCAUCUCAAAGAACGUUUUGCCGAUUUACGUGAUGGUGCACGUAUCGUCUCCUCGAAAUCUUUCUGUCCCUUAAAUUUUAGGAUAACAGACAGAAAUCUCAGUGAUAUCGGUACGAUAAUGCACGUCUCGGAGAUGUCGCCUUUGAAAGGCUCGGUCUCGUGGACUAACAAGCCAGUGUCGUACUACCUGCAUGUGAUCGAUCGUACAAAACUCGAGCGUUACUUCAACCGAUUGAAGAACAACAAGCAAGGGUGCUUCGAUAACGAUAAUUCAGAUUCUGUGAUAAAUAACACUGCCAGCAAUAACCAUAGAAUAUCGAGCAGAGGUGAGCGGGCCAAGCGCGAUUUGUCCCGCCAACUGGAUAACACAAACAGCGAUUCGGAUGCCGAGGAACAUUCUAUCAAGCGGCAGCCCAAGAUGCGUCGGAAAUUAAACAGGAAGGCAGCUACCGCUAGUGCUCCGGGAAACGGACCCCAGCUCCGGACGUCGUCGAGCAGGGGUAGGCAAAAAAGGGGUAGGACAAAAAAGGCGAUUAAUAUAUCGGGCCUGGAUUUGCUGCACAGUCAGACGCUGCUGAGCACGUCGCCCCAGGCGAUUGGCAAGAAACCGCCGCCCGCGCCUGGAACCGUCGAUCAACAGCUCUCGACAAUCUCGCUGGCUUUACAACCUAAUCCGGCAUCCGUGCACGAAGAGCUAAGCAUACCUGCUGCUCCGAACGCAACGCCCUAUGCGUUGCAAAUUCUUCUAGAUUUGUACAGGGAUCAAUUUAUGGCAAUGCUAGACUCGAUGAAAACACAAGAGUACAGAGCCUCCGUGAACGCCGACAUAAUAAAAGAAAAGGAUAGGAACGCAAAAUUAUUAGCGAGAGCUGCCCAGUUGGAAAAGCAAAUAAAAGUCUUGAUAGACGAUAGCGUAGGUCUUUUAAAAGCAAGGAUGACCGAAUUAGGCAUCAAUGCAACGUCACCCGGCGAUCUAUUGGCCAAAGCAAAAGAAAUUGUUCUUAGACAUAAGCAACUUCAGGCAAGAUCAAGUAAACUGCAGUCUGCGGUCUGCACCAUGGAGACUGAACAAAAUAGGUUAGCUACUUUAAGACACCAGGAACUAUUGGAAAAGUUUAAUUUGCCACCACAGCAACAACCUGUAACCUGUCAAUUUCUUAUGAAAGAAAUAUUAUCGUCUCAUGCACAUCGCAAAAUGCUACAAACUCAAAUGUAUAAGUUGGAACAAGAAGUUGGGACAAUGCAGCAGCAGCAGCAGCAACAACAACAACAACAACAACAACAACAACAACAACAACAGCAGCAGCAGCAGCAACAACAACAACAGCAUCAGCAUCAGCACCAACAACAAUCGCAACAACAACAACAACAACAUAAGAGUAGUAGUUCGCGCAAAAGUCGAGAGCGAUCCCGAUCUCAGGAUUGGCCGGACGUUCCUGACGUUGGUAAAAUUCAAGAGAAAAAUCCAGAACUCCUCGCUCAAAAAAUCCUAGAAACCGGACGACAGAUUGAGGCUGGUCGAUUACCCAACAGUCGAGCAACUACUGGAACAGUAACGACAAGUAGCUCGAGACCUCGAUUGCCGCAAGCUACUUUAAGUUUCUCCAGUUCACAACCGUCCACGAUACCGACGCAAUCACAGUCCGUUGUUCGGGAUCAGAAUACUAAUCGAGCUCCUAUUCAAGAGCCUCCAAGGGUAGCAAACUUUGAGGACAGGCUGAAAAGCAUAAUUACGAGUGUACUGAACGAGGAUCAGCAAAACAGGAGUAAGCACCAGAUGCAGCAGCAUAUGCGUAUGCACGGGGACGUUGACAGGAAGCGGCAUAUGUUGCACCUCAAUGCACCAGAUUACUCACAGGUAUCGCCUGCUAAGAUGGCUCUCCGUCGACAUCUCUCUCAGGAACGUCUAACCCCUCACUCGGAACAGCAGCAACACGUCACCGGCUCUAAUUCGGAGGCAAAGCAUCAUCCGCAUCCGUCCACCAAUCACCAUCCACAGCACAGGACAGAGCAAAUGGCCAGCAGUGGAGCUGGGGGUCCGAGUGGACUCUUGGCAACGCGGACGAUCGGUGAUCUGGUGAACGGUGAGAUCGAGCGGACUCUCGAGAUUUCCAAUCACGGUGGUUCGGGCAUGGACAUCAGGCCCGACAGUUUUUCACCCGUCAGUCGACCUGCUAGCGUGGAAGUUGAAAACACGGGAUUGGCUACGCUCGCGCACGUGGCGAGCUACGCGCCUACGCCCUCGGCUUCCGCAAAUUCCGCGUCAUCAGCUGCCACGUCAAGAUCAUCGGUUCUGUAUUCUCCUCAGCAAAAUCAAUCUCAGAGAUACACGCCGGUCCAACUGCCGCGAGCCGACAUUAAGCCUUACCACGAGUCGUACUUCAGUGACAAUCCCUCGCCGUCUAUCAGCCAGUCUCGGGCUACUACUCCAUUGGAAGGCCUGGCAGCAAGGAGGUAUAAUCCAUACGGGUACGGCAGAGAUGGUAGCAGUUCAAAUUCAAGUAAUAACAGCGCAAAUGCUGUGGCCCCUCAAAGCCAACCGUCGAUGUCAGUCAAGACCGAAGCUGUCGUUUCAACGGUCAGUACGAGCGGUGCUCCUUUGAGUCCACCUCUCGUUGACGAACCGCAUCUCACGAAUCCGCGGCAGGGACACGGUGAUGACGAAGUACACUGGCGGGACCGGAUAAGCUCGGGCUUUGACAGACUCGUGGCGUUUGCCUCCACGGAGCUGGACAAGCGUCGUAGGUCUACCGAUGACAGCGGCCUUGGCUCGGACAGUAGCGCCGUUCUGGGCCCCCCUCCGAUCGUACCGUCGCCGGAUGAGGCUCUCGGUCCACCACGAACACCGUCCCCGUCUUCGUCGUCCUCGUCAUCUUCGGUGCCGCUCAAGUAUCAGAGACAGCAGGCCGACCUUUACUUUAAGAAGAGGUUUCACAGAGACUGGAAUCACCAUCACCACCAUCACCACCACAAUCAUCUUCAGUAGCUCCCUUUUGUUCCCUAUAGCUCCGACCUGCCUUUUUGUACAAAAGUAAUGUUUUUCUAAGAGUCUCGAGGGCCCACUGCGUAUCGCCCGUCGUCGAUGUUCUCUAUUUAAGUUGGUCACAACUUUCUCGUGGAUGCAGUCAGAUUUGCUUCAAAGAAGAUGCUUUUUGACGCUUGAGUUGUUGUUGAUGAUGAUUAUUAUUAUUACUUUUUUUUUUCUUUUGUUACUUUUUUAUGUUGGUAACCAA
Copidosoma floridanum is the source of this 5083-nucleotide messenger RNA. RefSeq names its product DOT1 like histone lysine methyltransferase grappa (gene gpp). The record is from RefSeq and is a predicted model, not a curated record. Gene Ontology annotation, molecular function: histone H3K79 methyltransferase activity. Gene Ontology annotation, cellular component: nucleus. Gene Ontology annotation, biological process: DNA repair; regulation of transcription regulatory region DNA binding; DNA damage checkpoint signaling. NCBI's taxonomy places the organism in Eukaryota, Metazoa, Arthropoda, Insecta, Hymenoptera, Encyrtidae.